This is a messenger RNA of Camelus dromedarius (Arabian camel), 1541 nucleotides long. It is a transcript of the gene DEPDC4, whose product is annotated as DEP domain containing 4. The record is from RefSeq and is a predicted model, not a curated record. Gene Ontology annotation, biological process: intracellular signal transduction. Lineage: Eukaryota; Metazoa; Chordata; Mammalia; Artiodactyla; Camelidae.
GCCUCGAGGGCGAGUUUAUGGCGGUUCUUUUGACUCCGCGGUUCCGUACCCUCGACAGCCAGAGCGAGCUUCCGGGCCCAGGGAGGAGCGGGCCGAGUUUCGUGAGCUCUAGAGGUGUCUUCUGCCUGAAAAGGAGGACAGGAUACUCUGGUCCUUUUCAAGCUAGUCAGCUAUGGGAUGGUAUUAUUCACUCCCUUCAGACUCAAGUGGAAAUAAAAAGAAGGAGGCAUCAUGUACGAACAUACAAAGACUGUUUUACUGGUUCUGAUGCUGUUGAUGUAGUAUUAAGUCAUCUUAUGCAAAAUAUGUACCUAAGUAGUAAUGAUAUCUCUCGUCUUAAAGGAGUUCAGCUUUGCCAAGUUCUAAUGAACCAUAAAAUAUUUGAACCUGUAGGAAUGAAGCUAUUCAAAAAUGAAAAGGAAUUGGAAUUUGAGGAUUCAAAUAAUAGUCUCUACAGGUUUCUAGGCAAUAAGUCAUCUAAUGUUUUUUGCAAAAGGAAAAAGGAUUCUGAGAGUGGGUCAACUGAUGAAAUAAAAGCACAGGAAUCUUUAAGACCAGAAGAUGAAAUGAUUUCAAAUCCUCUAGCAUUGGAGAUUGGUGAGGAAAGAAUUGAGGAACUUAUUGAUACAAUGAAUGGGAAUCUGGCUUUACCUCCAAACAACACAGCUGGCAAACCUGUUCUCCCACUUUCAAAAGAAGCUGUGGAAGAUGUUUGGAAACAACAAACAUUGUUACGUAUUCUUCAACUGAUUCACCUUCCAUUCUUGGAAAAUAUUUUGGAAACUCCAGCUAAAACACAAAAUAUUCAAUUAAGUAAAAAGGAAGAUCUCGUUAUCUCAAAUACUUGCCUGGACAGAGAGGUUAUUCCAAGCUUAUGUCUACCUGAGGUUGAUAACUGGCUUAACACAGCAAUUGAAUGCUUGGAAUAUUUUCCUGACCAGUUCAUAGUUACAGUUAGUAAGCUACAAAACAGAAAUGAAGAAGCAAGAUUGAAUAUACAGAAGAAGCUACUUUUUGAUGUCAUAGUAAAAUACUAUAAUCAACAAAGAGAUUGCUUAUUAACUGAUGAGUAUUUUGAUAUUCAUUCAGGAAUUAUUGAACUUUUAGAAAAUGAGAAAAGAACAGAAGCAGUUGAAGCAACACAACUAUACCUAAGAUUGUUACUGCCCAACAUUAGAGAAGAAUUACAAUGGCUACUUACUUUUAUGGUGAUUGCAUCAGAACCUAAUGCCUACAAGUUACAAAAACAGUAUGAUAACAAAACGGUGGUCCUGAAAACUCUUGCCAAAGCAGUUUUGCAAUCCAAAUCAUUAAAAGUACGGGCAGAACAACUAGUCUGGUUUCUACUGGAGUUCCACUCUGAGCUCUUCAAGACACCAAUUACUUUAUUGGAUCUGGUUAGUAAGAAACUUAAGCUUCUAUGUGGAGAAGAUCCAGAUGCCAUAUCAGAUGGAUUUGGAAGUACUUUUAUUAUGCACUUCCUUGUGUGCUAACAAGAUUUUUGAACAUAAAAACCAAAAAAUUGCUACUGCAGUUCCGAC